This is a messenger RNA of Vollenhovia emeryi, 1020 nucleotides long. RefSeq lists its product as uncharacterized. The annotation marks the transcript as partial. Gene Ontology annotation, biological process: DNA integration. The transcript has a single exon. Lineage: Eukaryota; Metazoa; Arthropoda; Insecta; Hymenoptera; Formicidae. The record is from RefSeq and is a predicted model, not a curated record. Gene Ontology annotation, molecular function: nucleic acid binding.
AUGAGUGCAACAGAAGCUCGCCCAGGCGUUUCGCUACUGACGGUUACGCCAAGGACUGAAUACCAAUGGGAACUCAUCUACAGGUACUCAAGCCUCACUAAACUAUUGAGGAUUACAGCUCUCUGUUUCAGAUUCGUCUCACGGUUGAGGAAAGUCCACGACUCAUUGCCUGUCAGACACAUCUCUCCAGAGACCUUGGAGAAAGCGAGGCUCUUCUGGAUUCAGGCAACGCAAGCAACGUACUUCUCGCACGAGCUCAAGGCAUUGCAGGCAGACUCACCGUUAGCAAAGGCGCACGCAUUCAACAGACUGACUGCGUACAUCGACGCGCAAGGAGUCAUUCGCGUCGGCGGACGACUAGCGCACGCAGCUCUCUCACUCGACGCGACACAUCCGGUGAUACUGCCUCGUCACUGUCAGCUGUCGUCAUUGAUCAUCGCUCACGCCCAUCAACGGACUCUACAUGGAGGCACGCAGCUCACGCUGUCACACAUCCGACAACGAUACUGGAUUCUAGGCGGGAGGGCUCCUGUCAAGUCUCACAUCCUGCGGUGUGUCACGUGUGCUCGUCAGAGGGGGAUCCGUGCUCAUCAAUUGAUGGGCCAACUACCUCUCUCUCGAGUUACGCAGGCACGACCGUUCACUCAUACAGGUGUGGACUACGCAGGGCCGCUCACCGUCAAAACAUGGAAAGGAAGAGGUGCCAAAACAACGAAAGGCUGGAUUUGCGUUUUUGUCUGCUUCUCAACCUCAGCAGUACACCUCGAGGCGGUCAGUGACUACUCAACGGAGGGAUUCAUUGCCGCCUAUCGACGCUUCUCAUCCAGACGCGGCAUCGCUCAUACCUUACACUCAGACUGCGGCACCAAUUUCAUCGGCGCGGAUGCAGCUCUCAAAAGGCUGUUUAUCCAGUGCACUCAGGAACAUCAGCGAGUUUCUCACCUGCUCUCGCAAGAUAACACCCGAUGGGAAUUUAAUCCCCCAGCGACACCUCACAUGGGAGGAAAAUGGGAGGCCGUC